Messenger RNA from Beta vulgaris subsp. vulgaris (sugar beet), 1977 nucleotides. Its product is annotated as high affinity nitrate transporter 2.5-like. Gene Ontology annotation, biological process: transmembrane transport. Gene Ontology annotation, molecular function: nitrate transmembrane transporter activity. Bases 400 to 1833 code for a protein of 477 amino acids. The transcript is spliced from 2 exons. The record is from RefSeq and is a predicted model, not a curated record. Lineage: Eukaryota; Viridiplantae; Streptophyta; Magnoliopsida; Caryophyllales; Amaranthaceae.
UCACAUUCUCUUAACGUUUUUAACUAUCUCAAGUAAAACUUCCACCUACUCUACCAGCUAGUCAACUAAACACCUUAGAAGUCCUCAAGAAGCAGCUCAGCCAGCAAGAAAAAUUACACUAUAGGAUCUCCCUAAGUCAGUUCAAGAGUCACAGUAUAAGACUAAAGUCUCGAUUGAACUGGAAUAUUCUUUCCUCUUCUCAUAUUCACGUAGUUCGUUUACCUAGUUCUUUUUUUUUUGUUAAACUCGUCUGAAAGUAUAAAACUUUACCAUCUUACAUGUUUCAGAUAGUAGUUCGUGGAUUAGCAAAUCAGAUUACAUUCUGGGGAGAAGUAAGUAUAUAUCUAUUAGCAAUUUUUUUAGGUUAACUAUACGAAAAAGAGUGAAGCAUCAAUAGAUAUGGAAGAGCUUGAUUCAAAGAAGUUCAGUCUUCCUGUAGAUGCAGAAAAUAAGGCCACAAUCUUUCCACUGUUUUCAGUGGCAAAGCCUCAUAUGCGGGCAUUUUACCUAUCUUGGCUCCAAUUCUUUGCCUGUUUCAUAUCCACAUUUGCUGCUCCACCCCUUCUUCCGAUCAUCCGUGACAACCUCAACCUUACUGUCUCUGACAUCGGUAAUGCAGGGAUUGCAUCUGUCUCUGGGUCCGUGUUUGCUCGUUUAGCCAUGGGUACCGCAUGCGAUUUAGUUGGGCCUCGAGUUGCCUCUGCAUCCCUUACACUCCUUACUGCACCUGCCGUUUACCUCUCUGCCAUAGUAGACUCACCCACAGCCUUCUUGCUAGCCCGGUUUUUCACAGGCUUUUCUUUGGCUACUUUUGUGUCAACACAAUUCUGGAUGAGCUCCAUGUUUUCUCCACCAGUAGUUGGUCGAGCCAAUGGUGUUGCGGCUGGGUGGGGUAACCUCGGAGGUGGAGCAACCCAAAUGAUCAUGCCUCUUGUGUAUACUCUCAUACUUAGAAUGGGACCAACAAAGUUUACAGCAUGGAGAAUAGCAUUCUUCAUUCCUGCUGCUUUACAGACUGUUUUGGCCUUUGCAGUGAUGCUUUUCGGCCAAGAUAUGCCAGACGGAAAUUUCCAGCAGCUGCACAAAUCAGGUGACAAGUACAAGGAUAGCUUUUCCAAGGUUAUAUAUCAUGGCCUUACAAAUUACAGGGGAUGGAUUACUGCUCUAUGCUAUGGGUACUGUUUUGGUGUGGAGCUAACUGUAGAUAACAUCAUUGCUCAGUACUUCUAUGAUCGGUUUGAUCUUAACCUCCACACAGCAGGAAUUAUAGCAGCCAGUUUCGGACUGUCGAAUGUUUUUGCCAGGCCAGGAGGUGGAAUGGUGUCAGAUUUACUAGCAAAAAAGUUUGGGAUGAGGGGAAGACUUUGGGGAUGGUGGAUUAUCCAGACUAUAGCUGGUGUGUUAUGCAUCGUUCUAGGACUGAUGAACUCUUUAAGUGGAUCCAUUGUAGUCAUGCUCGUCUUCUCUGUGUUUGUUCAAGCAGCUUGUGGACUUGCAUUUGGGGUCGUUCCUUUUGUCUCCAGAAGAGCUUUGGGCGUGAUUUCUGGCAUGACUGGAGCAGGUGGAAAUGUUGGUGCGGUCAUUACUCAAUUGAUUUUUUUCAAAGGUUCUCAAUACACAAUAGAAAGGGGAAUAACUUACAUGGGUGUUAUGAUUGUAGCAUGCACCCUUCCAAUAGCUCUCAUAUACUUCCCACAAUGGGGAGGUAUGCUUUGUGAUUCUCAAGACAAUUUUACAGAAGAGGAAUACUAUUCCAACGAAUGGGAUUUGAAGGAGCAGCAACACGGACAUCACCAAGCAAGCUUGAAGUUUGCAUGCAGCAGCAGAAGUUAAAGAAGAAAAAGAACAGUAGUAGAAAUUAUCCUUUGUUACACUAAUUAAAAAUGUUGUACACUUUUGUGAAAGUAUAAACAUUCCUGAGAUAGUAUGCAGUCGUAACCCAGCACUUAAAUUUUUGAUUCAAUACCUCAAUAAUAU